Molecule: messenger RNA, 1302 nt
Organism: Microthlaspi erraticum
Lineage: Eukaryota; Viridiplantae; Streptophyta; Magnoliopsida; Brassicales; Brassicaceae
Source: the annotation of a GenBank genome assembly
AUGUAUUAUAUGAUACUCCAUGGAAGAAGGUUGAUCGAGCUGCAGAAAUGUCGUCACUUGAUUUUGGCAGCGCAAAAUCAAAAUCCGUUCUUUGCUUUUUCCAAUUCUUAUUCCUCAACUAGUGCUGCUGCAGCUGUAACCCAUGGUCGAAAAGGUCAGAACUUUACAGUCUCUUACCUCGUUGAUUCGUUUGGUUUCACUACAAAACUCGCGGAAUCGAUCUCAAAGAAAGUCACUUUCGAGGACAAGAGAAACCCAGAUUCUGUUCUGAAACUUCUUAAAAGCCAUGGAUUCACAGAUUCUCAAAUCUCCGACAUCGUCACGGUUUAUCCACAGCUGCUUAUAGCAGAUGCUGAGAAAUCUCUUGCUCCAAAGCUGAAGUCUUUGCAGUCCAGAGGAGGAGCUACUACAACCUCUGAGCUCACUGAGAUUCUCACAAAAGCUCCCAAGAUCUUGGGAAUCAAAAAGGACAAAGCUUUAAGCGUAUACUAUGAUUUCGUCAAAGAUGUUAUAGAAGCUGAUAAGAGUCUCGAGUACAAGAAGUUAUGUCCUUCAUCUUUGCCACAGGGUAACACACACGAGAACAAAAUCAGAAACAUAUUAGCUUUGAGAGAAUUGGGAAUGCCUCAGAAGCUCUUGUUCUCAAUGCUCACAUCCGGUUCCCAACUUGUAUGUGGGAAAGAGAAGUUUGCAGAAUCGCUCAAGAAGGUUGUUGGGAUGGGUUUUGCUCCAACCUCGUUGAAGUUUGUCAAUGCUCUGCGACUUGUUUAUGGUUUCACAGACAAAACGACGGAAGGGAAGAUCGAAAUCUACAAAAGGUUAGGCUUUUCUGUGGAGGAUGUGUGGACGGCUUUCAAGAAGUGGCCUUCUAUUCUGAUAUACUCGGAGAUGAAAGUAACCAACUCCAUUGAAGAGUUCUUAGCUCUAGGAUUCAGCAGAGACGAGCUCUCGACGAUGGUCAAGCGCUUUCCUCAGUGCAUUGGAUAUUCUUCAGAGUCUGUGAAGAAGAAGACUGAGUUUCUUGUGAAGAAGAUGAAUUGGCCGCUAAAGGCUGUUGUUUCAAUCCCUCAGGUGCUUGGAUACAGCAUGGAGAAGAGGAUUGUGCCGAGGUGUAGCGUUAUCAAAGCUCUCAUGUCACAAGGAUUGCUCGGAAAUGGAAGUGAACUCCCUCCAUUGUCCUCUGUUUUGACGAGUAGUGAUGAAAAGUUCUUGAAUUUGUAUGUGAGGAAGCAUGAUGGCAAGCAGCUGAUUCCUGAAUUGAUCUUUAUCUUCAACAGAGGUCGUCUCUCGUACAACAGUUAG